CAUUUGUAUGCAAAAUGGACAAUAAUUUUGGCCUGCACCAAGAGAUUGCUGAAAUGAGACAAUCGUUAUUCAGUGAUGGAAUUUUGAGUGACCAAUUUGUGCAAGUUGAGCAAUUAGGGUUUGAUGAUCCACACUUUCUCCAGAGGCUUCUCACUGUGUACUUUAGAGAAUCAACCCAGUCUAUAGCUUCUUUAGAAAAUGCACUGGAGCGACCUUCUUGCAAUCUCAGAACACUGGAAAGGCCACUUCAUAAGUUUAAGGGGGCUAGCGCUAGCAUUGGUGCCAUUAGAGUGACCCGUGAAGUAGAUCUUGCCCUCCAAGCUUGCAGAGAGGAUGACGUGCCCGGGGCUAAAGCUGCUGUGGAACGGAUAAAUAAUGAAUACAUACGACUACGUCGUAGGCUCCAGGACUACUUCCAGCUAAUGCGACAAGCUGGACCUUCGGAGCGUGCUGUUCGUCCAAGAUAG
Cucumis melo (muskmelon) is the source of this 467-nucleotide messenger RNA. Its product is annotated as pseudo histidine-containing phosphotransfer protein 5. The coding region runs from base 15 to 467 and encodes 150 amino acids. The record is from RefSeq and is a predicted model, not a curated record. The transcript has 6 exons. Gene Ontology annotation, biological process: phosphorelay signal transduction system; cytokinin-activated signaling pathway; phosphorylation. Gene Ontology annotation, molecular function: protein histidine kinase binding; histidine phosphotransfer kinase activity. NCBI's taxonomy places the organism in Eukaryota, Viridiplantae, Streptophyta, Magnoliopsida, Cucurbitales, Cucurbitaceae. Gene Ontology annotation, cellular component: cytoplasm; nucleus.